Molecule: messenger RNA, 4190 nt
Organism: Lepus europaeus (European hare)
Lineage: Eukaryota; Metazoa; Chordata; Mammalia; Lagomorpha; Leporidae
Gene: PROM2
Product: prominin 2
Exons: 24
Coding region: 1-2505 (834 amino acids)
Cellular component (GO): apical plasma membrane; prominosome; cilium
Molecular function (GO): cholesterol binding
Source: RefSeq, a predicted model, not a curated record
AUGACGCGCGCGCCGGGCCUCACGGCGCCCCUGCUGGGCCUGGGGCUGGGACUAGUCCUCAGCCUGUCGGGGACGGCGGCCGCCGACUGUGAGUUCCUCGGCCAAGCGGAGCGCCUGACGUUCACCCCAGUGGCCAGGACCCGCUGGCUGGCCCCUCUCGUGCGGGCGCCGGGGCCCCUGGAUCACCUCUACGGCACCGUGCGCCGCUUCCUCUCCGCGGUGCAGCUCAACCCAUUCCCUUCAGAGUUGGUAAAGACCCUGCUGAAUGACCCAUCAUCGGUAAAGGUGGACGAGGUGGUGCGGUACCAGGCAGGCUACGUGGUGUGUGCCGUGAUCGCCGGCCUCUACCUCCUGGCCGUCCCCACCACCGGGCUGUGCUUCGGGUGGUUCCGCUGCCGCCGGCGCUGCGGGGGCCGAGUGAAGACGGAGCACAAGGCCCUGGCCUGUGAGCGCGGCACCCUCAUGGCCUUCCUGCUGCUGACCACCCUCGUGCUGCUGGUCGGACUGGUCUGUGCCUUUGUCACCAACCAGCGCACGCAUGAGCACACAGGCCCCAGUGUGGAGGCCGUGCCGGAGACGCUGCGCAGCCUCCGGGGCCUGGUCUCCAAUGUGCCCCAGGAGCUGCAGGCCGUGGCACAGCAGUUCUUUCUGCCUCAGGGGCGAGUCCUGAAGGAUCUGGAUGGUGUCGGAUUGGCCAUCGGGAACGUGAUCCAUAGCCGGCUCAGCAGCACGGUGUACUUGGCCCUGGCCUCACUGCACAGCCUGGGCCAAGCCCUGCAGGUCUUCGUGGACCACCUCCGAGCCCUGAACGCCACUGUGGCGGAGCUGCAGGUGUGGCAGGAGCACCUGGAGCCGGCUGUCCGCGAGCGCCGGGAACGCCUGCUCACCCUGCUGCAGCAGCCCGGGUGCCAGGGCGACUGCUCCGGGGCCCUGAGCUGGGUCCGAGCCCUGGAGCUGAGCGCUGACUUUACUCAGGUGCAUUCCGUGGACGCUGUUGUAAGACAGCUGCAGGGCGUCCCUGAGGCCAACUUCUCCAGCAUGAUCGAGGAGGACAACAAUACCUUCAAUGCCCUCCCGCUCCUGGCUGCCACGCAGAUGGCCAGCACGAUCAGAGAACUGAAGGAGGCGGUGGCCCAGGAGCCCAAGGGGCUGAGGACCCUGGCCGAAGGGUUCCCAGGCUUAAAGGCAGCCUCCCGCUGGAGCCAGGCCCUCGAGGAGCUGGACCAGAGCAGCCGUCCAUACCUGCAGGAGGUGCAGAGAUACGAGACGUACAGGUGGCUCCUGGGCUGCGUGCUGUGCUCCACCAUCCUGCUUGUGGUGAUCUGUAACCUGCUGGGCCUCAACCUGGGCAUCUGGGGGCUGUCUGCCCGGGAGGACCCCAGCCACUCGGAAGCCAGGGGCGAGGCCGGAGCCCGCUUCCUCAUGGCCGGCGUGGGCUUCAGCUUCCUCUUCGCCGCACCCCUCAUCCUCCUGGUCUUUGCCACCUUCCUGGUGGGCGGCAAUGUGGAGACCCUGGUGUGCCGGAGCUGGGAGAGCGGAGAGCUGUUUGAGUUUGUAGACACGCCGGGGAACCUGCCCCCGUCCAUGAACUUGUCCCAUCUCCUUGGCCUGCGGAAGAACAUCAGUGUCCUCCUGGCCUAUCAGCAGUGCAAAGAAGGGGCUGCACUCUGGAAGGUUCUGCAGCUCAAUGACUCCUUCAACCUGGAGCAGCACCUGGACAUCAGCCAGUUCACCCACAAGCUGCAGUGGGAGGUGCAGAGUCUCAAAAUGGACUUGCAGAACCUGGAUCUGCUGACCCCAGCUGCCCACCGCGACCUGGAGGCCCUGAGGAGCAGUGGCAUCGAGAACAUCACCUACCGUGACUUGCUUGUGCAGAUCCAGAAGCCCGUGGUGAAGGCCGACGUGGAGCAGCUGGCCCAGCAGUUGGAGGGACUGGCCCAGGCCCAAGGCAAUCCUGUGCUGGGGCAGCAGCUGCAGGAGGAGGCCCAAGGGCUCAGAAACCUCUACCAGGAGAGGGUCAGCACCCAGCAGAACCUCAUGGCCAAGCUCAACCGCAGUAUGAGGGCCCUGGAAUCCUCUGCCCUGGAGCUCCAGCUGCAGACUACAGAAGUCCUCACCAAUGUCACUCGCCUCAAAGCAGAGCUCCCUGCUCGGGUCGACCACAUCCUGAGGAAUGUGAGUGAAUGUUUCCUGGCCCGUGAGAUGGGCUACUUCUCCCAGUACCUGGCCUGGGUGAAAGAGGAGGUGACGCAGCACAUCGCCACCUGCCAGCCCCUCUCUGCAGCCCUGGACAACAGCCAUGUGAUCCUGUGCGACAUGAUGGCUGACCCCUGGAAUGCCUUCUGGUUCUGCCUGGCCUGGUGCACCUUCUUCCUCAUCCCCAGCAUCAUCUUCGCCGUCAAGACCUCCAAAUACUUCCGUCCAAUCCGGAAACGCCUCAGCUCCACCAGCUCCGAGGAGACGCAGCUCUUCCACAUCCCCCGGGUCACCUCCCUGAAGCUGUAGGACCCCCUGGGGCAAGGUGAUUCCCAGGGCUGCCCGUGCUCCGCCGCUGACUCGCCUGGACCAGAGGACUGCGGUAGCUCGUGGCCCAGAGCCGGGCCUGACCUGCAGCCUGCCUGGCUCCCUCCUGCCUGUUCCUUCCCAUCCCUUUCUGCGCAUGACCACCUUCCUCGUCGUCACAGUCAUGCCUAACUUCUGUCAAGCCACAGAGCCGGCAGGUUCUUCCCAGGGUCUACCCCGCAUCCUCUGUGCUAUACUGUGUCCGCACCAGGAGGGGCUGUCCUCCACCUAAUGGAACCUCUUGGGAGGGAUAGAGGCCAUGUCCAAGGCUACCUAGGACAUCCCCAUCUGCCCUCUCACCCUUUCGCUCUAGGCUCCUUGCACCUUCUCCGCCAGCCUCCUCAGCCCUUUGCGGGCCAGGGAAGUCAUUUCCUCCUCUCCCCUCCCCCACCCCGAUUCCCAGAGAUUCCUCCUGCCCAACCACACUAGUCAGGUGAAGCCCCCAAGCAGGCAGGGGCACCAUGGACUGGUAGUGGGCUCCGAUGGCCCCCAAGCCUUCCACUACCCCAGGGCCUGGAUUUGUUGUCUCCAGUGGUGGGGGGGGAUGCCUGUCCGAUGGCUGAGCCUCCCCUCCUGCACCCUGAGUUAACAGACGGGGACCUGGCACCUGGGCUAUAGUGGGUGGGUGGCUCCCCCUUGGCUCCCAGGAGCUAGCCUUUUCCAUGGCCCCACCCAGACAUCCCAGGAUUUUGUACUCCCCCUUCCUUUCUGUGCACGUGGCCCGGGCUUACCCCCUCCUAUUCUUGCGUUGUCCCUGCCUGUUGGACCCCAAGUUCCAGAAAUGAGAAAAGGAAGGGGAGAGAAGAGGAAGUGGAGGGACCUCAGGUGUGUUGAAAGUUCGCGCCUCCCUAAGCCUUGGGUCUGGGUCCUUAGAACAGGCUUCCCACACUGGGGCCCUGUACACAGCAGGUGCUUAGGGAGCAUUCUUGGAGAGGAGAACCCUGAGGCCUCCUGGCUGCAGGCAUCCGGGGAUCAUUGCAGCAACCAGCACCUGGGGAGUGGGGCCUCCCUGGGAGCACACCCUGAGGAGCAGCACACCUGGGUUUGCAGCCUGGGCGGAUGCUUAUUUGCUGGGGUACCGUGAAUGUGUUGCAUAGGUUCCCAGUAGGUAUAUGGGGCAAAUAAUCCCAGCCUCUUCCUAAGGUGGUGGAAAUUCCACGUGACAAUGUGUAGAAAGCCCUCGGCAGGGCCCUGGUGCAGAAUGCUCCCUGGCUGGGAGCCGCUGUUUUGUGUCACGACAGCUCUGCGCCGGGGGUACAACUGGGAACUGGGCAGGCCCGCAGGGAGAGGCAGAUGGGACCCUGUCACAGGGAGAAAGCCCUCAAAGAUCGUGUUUAAUUGCAUUUGGUAAAUUAGCAACAAAUUUCUACUAGAAAUUAGGACAGUGCCUACACAGUAUUGUUACUACUGCAGGCACAUUCUCAAGCAAGCAACCUUGAACUUAGCCGUUAUCUCUUUUUGUCUUUUCCCUGAGUUGUUGGUUUUUAUUUUUUUUUUUACCCCAUGUUAUUCAUCUGUUGACCUGGACAGGGGAAUUAGCACCCUGUAUUUAUUUUUUAAAUGCAAUUGAUGAGAUGAAAACAAGUGAAAUAGAAAUAAUUAAAAUAUCACUCCCCGUUGCUUGCCCA